UUUCUUAUUUUAUGUAAGAACAAUUUAUUGUUUUGUCUGCUAAGGACUCAUAAACAUCACGAUUGGAAUAAUAAAUGCUCUAAAAUGAAUGUCAACUUCGGUGGAUACUCUCCAAUUCGCACUAGCAUGGGUAUUUGGGUGGUCGCGAUGCUUGUCGAGCACGAUUUGAUCACUCGAGUUCCGCGGAGCUUCCCAACAGUUGACGAGGCAGAUUUUGUGUCCUACAUGCUGCGCAAGAGUAACUUUGAAUUGAUGCUUGCUAAUAACGCCGGUUGCAUCCGCCGCUUCGGCUCCAAGAACCUGAACAACGUCAUCACUGGACAAGACUUCUUUACCAAAAUGAAAGAAUUCGUCCGCAAAAACGCGUACAAAGAAGGGUACAUUCCAAUUUGAAUGCUUAUCCAAACGGAAAGCAUGAAGAUUUUGGUACUCAUCGACCUUUUUUUUAUUGAUAUUCCGCCCUCAUUUUCAGACCUUGAAUUCCUUCAGCAUGACUUGUUUUUAGUAUUACUUAACUGAAUUCCCAUUGCUCCAAUGUUGAGCAUUUCUCUCAUAUCCACAUUGUCUGGUUUCUAAUAUUCAUAAUAGUCUGAAAAUAAAAUUUUUGUUGUU
Messenger RNA from Caenorhabditis elegans, 612 nucleotides. RefSeq names its product Glucuronosyltransferase (gene K09E9.7). The record is from RefSeq and is marked reviewed. The transcript has 4 exons. NCBI's taxonomy places the organism in Eukaryota, Metazoa, Nematoda, Chromadorea, Rhabditida, Rhabditidae. The coding region runs from base 85 to 393 and encodes 102 amino acids.